GGUAAGGUUAUCCCGUCAUAUCCAGUGAACAUCUUCCAUUUGCAAUGUCCAGCAGCUGCAUUUCAAUUCGAAGUUCAAACCGUGGCACUGCUAUGGCGGAUCGAGGUUGAUUGAUUCCAUAAAAGUAUUCUUCAUUCAUUCAUUCAUUCACAUGCCGCCACAGAUUUUGGCUGACGCCGAGUUUUGAGAUUGCUGAAGAGUCUCUGAAGCUCGAAACAAUGGCGUUUUCUUCUUGGUUUUCUCGCUUCCGUUCCUCCUCCAAAUCCCUAUACCACUCCUUUUUCCGUGGCGCUACGUUUCAGAAUCUCGGGGCUCAAACAUCUUUCAUUGCCAAAAUUUCUUCCUCUCAGAACGGUGGCCGCCGAUUCUUGUUGUGGUCGAGCUCCGUGGUUCCUUUCGCUUUUGCAACUGGUUCGCUUGCGUUUCAGUUUCAGCUCCGGUCCAAUCCAUCGUUCUGUGACGAUUCCGAUAUCCACGAUCGCUUCGGGGGCAAAGAUAGUACCGAGUAUGUUGUCAAAGGCUCGCACAAUGAUAUUUCACAAGUGUUCAUUAAUGAAUUGGGAAGAAUUUGUAAGGAUAACAUGACAUUAGAUUAUGAUGAGAGGUACUUCCAUGGGAAACCACAAAAUAGCUUUCAUGUAGCAGUUAAUAUCCCUGACGUGGUUGUUUUUCCCAGGUCUGAAGAGGAAGUUUCUGAAAUAGUAAAAUUGUGUGACCAAUAUAAGGUACCGAUUGUGCCUUAUGGGGGAGCUACAUCUAUAGAAGGUCACACAUUGGCACCUAAUGGAGGCCUUUGCAUAGAUAUGUCUCUAAUGAAUAAAGUUAAAGCAUUACAUGUUGAAGAUAUGGAUGUAAUUGUUGAGCCUGGAAUUGGAUGGAUGGAGCUUAAUGAAUACCUAGAGCCUUAUGGUCUAUUUUUUCCUCUUGAUCCAGGCCCUGGGGCAACAAUUGGGGGUAUGUGUGCCACACGAUGCUCUGGUUCAUUAGCUGUGAGGUAUGGUACCAUGCGCGACAAUGUCAUCAACCUUAAGGCAGUCCUUGCCAAUGGUGAUGUUGUCAAGACAGCAUCUCGUGCUCGAAAGAGUGCUGCAGGGUAUGAUUUGACCCGUCUGAUGAUUGGAAGUGAAGGAACUCUUGGUGUAAUAACUGAGAUCACUCUUAGACUUCAGAAACUUCCAGAGCAUUCGGUGGUUGCAAUGUGUAAUUUCCCUUCUAUUAAAGAUGCAGCAGAUGUUGCUAUUGCAACAAUGUUGUCUGGUAUACAGGUAUCAAGAAUGGAGUUGUUGGACGAGGUUCAAGUGAGGGCUAUCAAUAAUGCUAAUGGAAAGAAUUUGCCUGAAACUCCCACACUAAUGUUUGAAUUCAUAGGCACAGAAGCAUAUUCACGUGAACAAACACAAAGUGUUCAGAAGAUAGUUUCUGAACACAAUGGCUCAGAUUUUGUCUUUGCUGAAGAUCCAGAAGCCAAAAAAGAACUUUGGAAGAUAAGGAAGGAGGCGCUAUGGGCAUGCUUUGCAUUAGUACCCCAUUUUGAGGCAAUGAUCACGGACGUAUGUGUUCCUCUAUCACACCUUGCAGAAUUGAUAUCAAGUUCUAAAAGAGAGCUUGAUGCGUCGUCACUUAUUUGCACGGUCAUUGCCCAUGCUGGUGACGGGAACUUUCACACCGUGAUUCUCUUUGAUCCAAAGGAAGAAGGACAACGAAAAGAAGCUGAGAGACUCAACCAUCUAAUGGUUUCUAAAGCAUUGUCAAUGGAAGGAACAUGCACUGGCGAGCAUGGGGUUGGUACAGGAAAAAUGAAGUACCUGGAAAAGGAACUCGGGUUGGAGGCAUUGAGGACAAUGAAACGAAUAAAGGCAGCGUUGGAUCCAAACAAUAUUAUGAAUCCAGGAAAGCUCAUACCUCCCCAUAUUUGUUUCUGAAGAAGUCCAUUGUAUGUAAUUUAUAUGUCAACAUCUCUUAAAUAAAAGCAUUUCAGUAUAUAUAUAUUUCUUUUUAUGAUUGAAAGGAUGCAUGGAGAUUGGUGGCUAUUACUCUUUAAGAUUAUAAAGCCCUAUAGAGAAAAUAGGCACUUUUGUUGAUUU
Benincasa hispida (wax gourd) is the source of this 2084-nucleotide messenger RNA. RefSeq names its product FAD-linked oxidases family protein. Gene Ontology annotation, biological process: lactate catabolic process. NCBI's taxonomy places the organism in Eukaryota, Viridiplantae, Streptophyta, Magnoliopsida, Cucurbitales, Cucurbitaceae. Gene Ontology annotation, molecular function: D-lactate dehydrogenase (NAD+) activity; FAD binding; D-lactate dehydrogenase (cytochrome) activity. The record is from RefSeq and is a predicted model, not a curated record. Gene Ontology annotation, cellular component: mitochondrion.